CUGGGUAUUGCCCAAGUAAUUUCAGUAUAACGAAUGGACAAUUCAAUGCGAGUAGCACUCAGAUUACAGGAACGGCAUCGGUCAAAUGUGAUCCAGGGCAUCGUCCAUCGAAACCUACUCCAAUGAAUUGCCACGGACACAAUGCUACGCACGGUGUGUGGGCGAAUCCAGUAAGCUGCAAUGCAUAUAUGCGUUGCCCCAGUGAUAUCAAAGUAAAGAAUGGAGUUGUUACUGUUAACAGUAAUUACACUGAUGGAACUGCAACCGUUACAUGUAACCAAGGCUACCGACCACCAAAUGCUUUACCAAUGAAGUGCAAGGAACACAAUGUGACGCACAACGUGUGGACCAAUAUACUUACCUGCAACCCUUUCUCUGGGUAUUGCCCAAGUAGUGUCAGCCUAACGAAUGGACAAUUCAAUGCGAUUAGCACUCAGAUUAAAGGAACGGCAUCGGUCAAAUGUGAUCCAGGGUAUCGUCCAUCGAAACUUACUCCAAUGAAUUGCCACACACACAAUGCUGCGCAUGGCGUGUGGACUAAUCUAACAAGCUGUAAUGUAUAUAUGCGUUGCCCCAGUGAUAUCAAAGUAAAGAAUGGAAUUGUUACUGUUAACAGUAAUUACACUGAUGGAACUGCAGCCGUUACAUGUAACCAAGGUUACCGACCACCAAAUGCGUUGCCAAUGAAGUGCGAGCAACACAAUGUGACGCACAACGUGUGGACCAAUAUACUUACCUGCAACCCAUAUAUGCUUUGCCCCAGUGAUAUCAAAGUAAAGGAUGGAGUUGUUACUGUUAGCAGUAAUUACACAAAUGGAACUGCAACCGUUACAUGUAACCAAGGUUACCGACCACCAAAUACUUUGCCAAUGAAGUGCGAGGAACACAAUGUGACCCACAACGUGUGGACCCAUCAACUAAGCUGCAACCUAUAUAUGCGUUGCCCCAGUGAUAUCAAAGUAAAGAAUGGAAUCGUUACUGUUAACAGUAAUUACACAGAUGGAAAUGCAACCGUUACAUGUAACCAAGGUUACCGACCACCAAAUGCUUUGCCAAUGAAGUGCGAGGAACACAAUGUGACCCACAACGUGUGGACCAAUCAACUAAGCUGCAACCUAUAUAUGCGUUGCCCCAGUGAUAUCAAAGUAAAGAAUGGAAUCGUUACUGUUAACAGUAACUACACAGAUGGAAAUGCAACUGUUACAUGUAACAAAGGUUACCGACCACCAAAUGCUUUGCCAAUGAAGUGCGAAGAACACAAUGUGACGCACAACGUGUGGACCAAUAUACUUACCUGCAACCUGAAGCCUGCUUACUGCUCUAGUACAAUCAAUGUAACCAAUGGAGUUGUUCGUGUUAACAAAGCUUAUCUUGGCGAAGAGGCAAACGGUACAUGCAAUCGAGGCUACAGUCCAACGACUAAUUCAACGAUGAAAUGCAUGGUAAAGGAUGAAUUAGCCGGUGUCUGGACUAAUGUACUAAGCUGCAACCGUCGCCCCAAAUACUGCUCGGCGGAAGAGAUCAAAGUAAACAAUGGAGUUUAUUAUACAGCAGAUACGUACAUUGGAGCAGUGUACCAACUUUUAUGUGACCCAGGCUUUCGUAAAUCGAAAAAAUCAGAAACGACAUGCCAGGCACACAAUGAUACGCACGGUAUUUGGAGUAACAUACUGACCUGCAACUUUAUCCAUGGCUAUUGUUCAAGUGCGAUCAAUUUAACAAAUGGAGUUGUCCAUGUCUCCAAUACACACGUUGGAGCUGAGGCAAAUGGUACAUGUAAUCAAGGUUACCUCCCAUCGAAUAACUCAACAAUGACAUGCCAGGAACAGAAUGCAACCCAUGGUGUGUGGGAUAAUCUUCUAAGCUGCAACCGUAUCUCUACAUAUUGCUCCACUGUGACCAGCAUAAUCAAAGGAGUUGUGCAUGCGAACUAUACACACAUCGGAGCGGAGGCGAAUGUUACAUGUAAUCACAGCUACCGUCUAUCGAAUAAUUCCAAAGUGACAUGCCAGGCAUACAAUGAUACACAUGGUGUGUGGAAGAAUCUAAGCUGCAACUUUUAUUCGCAUUGCCCAAACUAUAUCAAUGUGCCAAAUGGAAUUGUUCUUGUGUUCAAUAAUGACACUGGAGGAGAGGCAAAUGUUACAUGUAAAACAGGAUAUCGCCCAUCAAAUAAUUCACCAAUGAAAUGCCAGGAACACAAUGCUACACACAAUGUGUGGACCAAUCUACAAAGCUGCCUUCUGUAUUCGCGUUGCCCAAAUAAUGUCCAUGUACCGAAUGGGAUUGUUAAUGUGUUCAAUAAUGACACUGGAGGAGAGGCAAAUGUAACCUGUAAUACAGGAUAUCGCCCAUCAAAUAAUGCUACACUGAAAUGCCAGAAACACAAUGCUACACACAAUGCAUGGAUUAUUCCACUAACCUGCAAAUCUCAACCUAUCUCUUGCCCGAAAAUAAUACCAAUAAGCAAUGGAAGCUACCUGAUUUUCGGAGAAACAUACGCUGGAUCUGUGGCAACCAUUGCAUGCAACCAAGGUUAUCGUUCACCUAAUAAUUCCACAACCACAUGCCAGCCACGCAAUGAGACACACGGUGUGUGGAAUAAUGUACUUAACUGCAAUUUGUAUUCGCGUUGCCCAAAUAAUGUCAAUGUACCGAAUGGGAUUGUUAAUGUGUUCAAUAAUGACACUGGAGGAGAGGCAGAUGUAACCUGUAAUACAGGAUAUCGCCCAUCAAAUAAUGCUACACUGAAAUGCCAGAAACACAAUGCUACACACAAUGCAUGGACCAAUCUACUCAGCUGCGACCCUAUCCCAACAGCAGCUCCAUCGACUAGCUACCCAACAACCACUGCUCCAACAUUGAGCCGCAUGACUGCUCAACGCACCACUCCAACAGUGAGCCACGUGACUGCUCCACCCAGCACUCCUCCAACAGGCACAACUCCAACAGUGAGCCGCGUGACUGCUCCGCGGAGCACUGCUUCAAGAGGCACAACCUCAACAGUGAGCCUCGUGACUGCUCCACGAAGCACUGCUUCAACAGGCACAACUCCAACAGUGAACCGCGUGACUGCUCCACGGAGCACUGCUCCAACAGGCACAACUUCAAUAGUGAGCCGUGUGACUGCUCCACGGAGCAGUGUUCCAACAACAAGCACUAAUUCAAGAGGCACAACCUCAACAGUGAGCCUCGUGACUGCUCCACGAAGCACUGCUUCAACAGGCACAACUCCAGCAGUGAGCCGUGUGACUGCUCCACGGAGUACUGCUCCAACAGGCACUGGUAACAUAGUUGCUGCUCACACGGCGCAUGCUCCAGCAACUACAGUCGCAGCAAGUGCCUCCAAGGCAGUCUCCAGGAAUACAAUUUCACUUGCCUCCAGCCCAGUGAACAGUUUGGCAAGCACUGCAACAACAAGGCCUCCAAUACCUGACAGUAAUGAAUCCAUGAAAGCCUCACCGAAUUCCACACAGGUACUGUCUGCCAUGACUACUGCAGAAAUGUCAACCACCUCAACCAUCACAGUACACCACAGCAAUUAUAAAAUGGACACUCCAGCACCUGAGAGUUCAACUUCAGCUGCACCUACAACAGACGUAGAAGUCAAAGGAGCUUCCAAUACUGGUGCUAUCGUUGGGGGAAUUUUCGGAGGCUUAGUAGGUAUUUUGGUAGUCGCCUCACUUUUUCUAUUCAAACAUUCAAGCAGGAACCAGAUUUUCAGUGUGAACCAAAAAUAUCCUGAGGUAGUGGUGCAGCAGUCAAAUUGUACCAUUAUGGAGGAUUUCAGUGGAAGUGACAAUAUUGAUAAACGCGGGAGCACUGCAGCAUUGCUUACCGGUAUUGAUCCAUCCAAGGUGGCUACCAUGGAAACAGGCUGUGAGAGCACGACCAAAGAGGUCUAGUAUGGCCACACGUCUCUGUGGCUGUGGAAAAGGACAUUGAUUAGCUGUACACUGGUUGUACACUGGUACACUGCCAAAACUCUCCCCGAGCUGAAGAUAGUCACUAUGACCCAGUAUGAUGUGAGCACACCACAAUGCCAGUGUUUGAGAAGGAAGUAACAGUUGAUUGAUACAAUUAUCAUGAUGGUGCAUCAACAUCAUUGCUAUCUCUGCAGCUCGCACAGCCUGAUGAAAAUCAAUAGGGUAGUUCUUGGUGGUUUCCAACCAUUAUCUGCUAAGUCAAUAUUUCAAUGUUUCUUUCUAGAUGUUUCAGUGUUUUCUUUUUCAUGCAUUCAUUUGAAGGUUUGGAUGUCUCUUUCUCCUCUCAAUUUAUCAGUGCCUGCGUGUGCGAUCUAUCCUGAGACUUCUGGUCGGAUGGUUUUCUGUGGCAACUCCAUGCGCCUUAUCUGUUUAGCAAUGCUCUCAUCC
Molecule: messenger RNA, 4373 nt
Organism: Sycon ciliatum
Lineage: Eukaryota; Metazoa; Porifera; Calcarea; Leucosolenida; Sycettidae
Product: sushi, von Willebrand factor type A, EGF and pentraxin domain-containing protein 1-like
Exons: 17
Coding region: 123-3905 (1260 amino acids)
Source: RefSeq, a predicted model, not a curated record